Messenger RNA from Candidula unifasciata, 2211 nucleotides. The record is from the annotation of a GenBank genome assembly. Lineage: Eukaryota; Metazoa; Mollusca; Gastropoda; Stylommatophora; Geomitridae.
AUGAAGAGACUCGUAUUGCCAGUGUGGAUUAUUCUCGCUUGCCUGAGACUGUCAUCUUCAGUGUGUCCAGGUGGAUGGUUCGGCUUGAGAUGCGAAUACAAGUGCCGCUGCACCGAGAACAAAUGUGAACAACCAGAAGGAACCUGCUACGGCGGUGCCACCUGCCAGCCUGAAUGGUUCGGUCCAGCGUGUCAGUACGUUGACCUGGCCCAACGAUACAAAGCAUCUGAUCCUCGGCUGCCAGUAAAUCUAAUCCUAGACGGAAAUGAGAACACAUGUCUGAAUGCGAAUGAAGUCACGCUGUCCUUGUUGGAGCCAUUUCAACUGUCAUGGUUUCGAGCACAUGUGAGGGACUCUUAUGUUCCAGGAACAUUGAAGAUACAAUUCAGAGAAAAGACCAACUCUCCACUUCUUGCUUGUGAAAACCAAAGGGCAGCACAGGUCUCUGAUACAGCUGUAGACAUCCAUUGUGAUUUGAACAUUAUGGUCAGUCAAGUGAUCCUAACAGGUGAAAGUGUCCGAGCCCUGUGCUCCUUCUUCAUCAGUGGAGGACGAAAUGUUGCCCUCAAACAAAAGGCAGCACAGUCUACAAUUUAUGAUGUCAGAAACUCACAAGCAUCAAAAGCUGUUGAUGGGGAUGCCAGUAAUUGGUAUGACAGUGCCACCUGUAGUCACACUGACGAAGGAAAGCGUGAAGCUAACUGGAAUGUCACAUUUUACCAGCCUGCAUCAGUCAACAGAUAUGUCAUCUACAACAGAGAUGAAGGUGUCCAUGUAGAUGAGCGACUACAAGGGUUUCAGCUGAUAAGUUAUGACCCAGCUGGAGCAAAAGUGUUUCAGUUCGUUGACACAGCACCCACUGAACAGAAAGUCUACACAGUGACCUCACUGGCUACAGAGAUACAGACUGUCGAUAUCCGUGCCAAAAAGGCUGACAGAUAUGGCCAGACCAUUGUCACUCUCUGUGAGGUGGAAGUGUUUGGUGAUUCUGUGUGUGAGCCAGGCCGGUUUGGUCGGAACUGUGAACACAAAUGUAACUGUGCAGACAGCAAUGAGACCUGCUUUGUUAGUACCGGCGGAUGUCCUUCUGGCUGCCCUUCUGGCUUUCAAGGGGAAAGUUGCAGUGAAGUCUGCAAAAAGGGAUGGUUUGGGACCAGUUGCCAGUACAAGUGUCACUGCCGACUUGAUUUUUGUGAGUUUGUUGAUGGAUCGUGUACUCAGGGAGUCUCAUGUGCAAGUGGUUGGUUCGGUCCAGCAUGUCAGUAUGAGGACUUGGUACAGAGUGAGACCCUAGAUCAAAGUUUACUGCCUCCAUUUGUUGUCAGGGAUAGCAAUGACAAUACUUGUGUUGAUGAUAGCACACAGAUGGUAAUUAUUGUCUGGACUAUACCUUAUCAGUUCACCUGGCUGAAGGCUGUUGUCAAAGAUCCUGAUGUCUUGAGCAGAUUGUCUCUUCAUUUUAAAACCGACAGUUCUCAGUCAGUCAACUGCACAAACCACCAGCAAGCCAGAGUCAAUGAUAGAACGGUGGACAUUCACUGUGACUUGAGUGAGAUGGUGAAACAAGUCAUAAUAACUGGCGAGGGCGUCAAGUACUUAUGUUCAGUUUACAUCAGUGGAGGUAGAAAUGUAGCACUAAAACAGAGGACCACACAAACCAGUAUCUUCCCACUGAUAUCGAUGUCACAGUCCAAGAAUGCUGUUGAUGGCAACAGGGACAACAUUUUCGAACAUGGCAGCUGUACACAUACAAAUUAUGAUGACAACAGCCCCGCAUGGGCUGUGACCUUCUCCGGGAAACUAACAGUGAACAGAUACGUGCUCUACAAUAGAGCAUUAGUUGCUCACAGACUACAGGGAUUCCUACUAGAAAGUUUCAGUGAAGAAGGGACUAAUGUGUUCAAGUUUAAGGAUCUGGUGCCUACAACCCAAGGCGUGUACACAGUUACAUCAACAGCACCACCCUCUCCAAUUUCACUUGUCAAGAUACAGAUUGCCAGUUUGGAUGUCAAUCGGAAUGCCAAUUUUCUGACAUUGUGUGAAGUUGAAAUUUUUGGAGAUAGUUUAUGUGAGUCUGGCCAGUAUGGGCGGGAAUGUGAACACAAGUGUGCCUGUGCAGAUAAAAAUGACACAUGCUUUGUCAGCACUGGAGGAUGUCCUUCUGGGUGUGCUCCUGGUUUCCAAGGGAGAAUCUUGCAGUCAAGUCUGUAG